Messenger RNA from Uloborus diversus, 1605 nucleotides. RefSeq lists its product as uncharacterized. Bases 245 to 820 code for a protein of 191 amino acids. NCBI's taxonomy places the organism in Eukaryota, Metazoa, Arthropoda, Arachnida, Araneae, Uloboridae. The record is from RefSeq and is a predicted model, not a curated record. The transcript has 6 exons.
UUUUAUUUCAAACUGCAAGGUGUACUGCUGGUGUGUGCUUGCAAUUUAUAUGAUUUAAUUUUUAUUAUUUUAUACCUGCCUUCAAAUAAAUUUUCUUGAACGGAAUAAAAACAACGUAAGUUUUAAUUGCACUAGUGCAAAGAUUGUUUUGAAAUAAUGAAAGCUAUCUUCACUUACCAGGCAAUAGGGACGUGAUUGCACCCAAAAGCACAACUUGCUGUUUUGACUGUUGAAAAAAGAGAAAAUGGAACACAAAGUAUCAAAACAGAUUCUUGACUCAUGGAAUUGUAUUUGCGAAGUACUCAUUAAGUACCACAAAACUGUUGAACUGGGUUUUAGCCAUGUGAAACUGCUUACUGCUCACAGAACAACUUUUGAUAGCGUUAAGCCAGCAGAAAUUGAAGACACAACUCUGUAUCGUCAAGACCCAGAAAUUAAAUCAAAACUCUUGCAUGCAAUUAGAAAAGAGAUAAACAUAGAGACCAAAGUUUUAGCUGAUGUUUUAAAAGAAUUAGAUCAAAUGCAUCAACUCAUAAUCAAGGAGUGUGACAAAGUGUUCAGCCUGUUCAACACCCUGCGGGAAAACUUGGACCUGAGUCACAUGACUGCUGCCACCGAGACGACUUCAUCCAUAUCGGACAUGUUAGCUGCUUUGGAUAGGUUUAAAAUAUAUUUUUCUGAUGAUCAUCUGGCAAGGAAAUAUUCAAUUGAAAGAAGCAGUUUAGGUGUUGCUCCUGAAGAUCUCUUAAGCUUUUGGGACUCAUCUGAACUGCAAAGUGUUACUCAAGAUGUUGGUUGCAUUAUUUCUAUUUCUGAGUGACAUCUGGAGUUGAAUGAUAAAAGAAAGUGUUUUAAUUAUACUCAUCGGGACAGCUCUCUGGUUUCUCCAACAAGCCUCCCGCUCGCACGUAAUGCAGCACUUCCAUGUUUGAACGUGCUGGAUAUGGUUGCUGUCCUAACGUCAUUACUUCCCAUAAAAGUACUCCAAAGGCCCUGUUUUGAAAGAAAGUAAGAAAAUUAUAUUAACCGGAGAGAACUUCCAAGGAACAAAGAACAUAUAAAACAGCAUUAAAAUUGCACAAUUAUCAAUUAGAAUUAUAGGCAAAAUAAACUAAAUUUUUGGCUGGACGUCUUUCGAUCCAUUUUUUGCAAAAGAAAAAAAAAACACAGCCCCAAAACAUACAUUCUAAUUGCUAAAUGUGCAAUUUUUCUGUAGCUUUUGCACAAAUGGGGCAUUAAGGAAUAAGAUCUUAUGUAUUUUAUAUACAAGAUCUUAUGCCUCAAUUCUCAAUCGUUGAUCAAUGAAAUGAAUGAAAUUAUCCUUCAGAAAUAAAGGAAUUACAGUUGAAAUUUUACUGAGCAAAUUUCAAAGCACAAGAUGCAAUUUUGAAAAUGUUGGAUAACACUGCACCAACUUUUUGGUCUUUUAAAUGUUAGUGAUGUUCAAAUUAUUUAAAGAAAUUAGAGCAACAUUCUCCAACACAAUACUGUUACACAGACUUAGAUAAAAUGAAAAGCUUUCUGCGAACACAAAUCCUAACUGGAAAAUUUUCUGCAAGUAAUUAUUUUGCCUAAUUCACCCUUGAAUAAAGAAUUAAAUUUAUA